AUGCUACUCAACACUCCAUACACUCCCGUGCCGCUCGUCGCACUGCCGGUUCCCCCUCCUCCCCUGAUCUCCAAAUCACUUACCCAUCCCCCCGAACCCACAAUCCUCCUUCCACACACUUCCUCCGGCAUCCUCAAGCGCAAUUCCCAUCAGAAUCCCCUCAGGCGCAAGCAACGCCUUCGCUUAGAAGCUGGUCGAACUAAAGCGGAGAAUGUACUGGAGCGUACGAAGGUGAAGAUGAUUGACAGUGAAGGGAGAGGCGCAAGGAAGAAAAGGCGAAGAGGGGAGUGGAAGGACAUUGAUGGAAUGAUAGAGCGGGAGGCUGCGCGGGAGACUAUGAGGAAAGAACGGAGAAAACUUAGGAAUCGAAAUGGUCUUGGACGAAGUGUGGGGGUUAGCCCGGGGGCUGAAUGCGAGGAAUGGAAGGAUGAAAUGGAUGUGGGAGAAGGGGGAAAAGGCAUGGAAGUGGGGAAUGAAAAGCUCGUAAUUCACGACGAAAAGGCGGCGGUCGAAGCAACCGAUGUGGAAGAUGGUGCAGAAGAGAACGAGGAUGAGAUCUUAUGA
Messenger RNA from Bacidia gigantensis, 564 nucleotides. RefSeq lists its product as uncharacterized. Lineage: Eukaryota; Fungi; Ascomycota; Lecanoromycetes; Lecanorales; Ramalinaceae. The record is from RefSeq and is a predicted model, not a curated record. The transcript is spliced from 2 exons. Bases 1 to 564 code for a protein of 187 amino acids.